AGUGUUGUGUAAACAGUCAGUGGGUCAACACAUCCGUAUGCGGUCGUUCGCUCGUCUAACCAUUCAAAACGAAAAGCCUCAAAGUCAAAAUAUUUGUCAUUGUCGUCAGAUUCGAAUUCAAAACGGCAGAACGUGUUUAAGUGGCUAAAAAGUAUUUUGGCUUUUACAAGUUUUUUGUUCUUUACAACUCAUACCACGACUAACAACAACAACAGUGCUCUGUGGCUCACACAUUCAUACAAGUUUUACUAAAGUGACUUUAUUUACAAAGUGAGACAAAGUACUCGCCGUAAACAGCUGUAGCAGACAAAAGCGGUGCUUUUAGUUUUUGGCAUCAUCCACAUCGCCAGACCAGAGGUUUUUGAACUCCUGCCGGAACAGUGGAUCCACUUAUGCUACGCUAGGAUAGAAAAGAGAAAACACGAACCCCAUCAGUAUUAACUUGGCCAGUGAUUGUGACAGAUGUGCAGCAGCAUCCAAUAUUUGUAAUGAUUACUUGAAAUAUUUGCAUACAACAAUAACAGCAAUAACAUACAACAACUCGCCAGGGGAGAAAACAUCUACAGGACCCACAAGGUGUACCGCCGACGUCAAUUAAUAAUACAGCUGCCCAGGUGAAAACCUCCAAUCCCCAGACACACACACAUUCUUCAAACGCACAUCAGCGACAGCAGCAUUCAUUCUUCACUACGGCCAGUUGUUGGAGGCCAAGUUCAGCUGCAGCAACUAUCCAACUGCCACAGAGAAGCUCAAAUAACAUUCGCAACGAAUGAAAUCUUUUUUAAAGAAUCCUGGCACAGAGAAAAACACAUCCAAUUCCAUUUUCAUGUGGUAACAGUUCUGUUGGCUGGUCCAUUACCUGAAGGCGCGCUCACCUACCCACACACAACCAUACAAGUGUGAGUUACACCUCUCACAUACAUUCCUUGGAAGUUGCAGUAAAAUAAUAAUAGCCAAAGUGAAAGGAAAUUAAGAAAACAGCGUUUCCCGUCAGCAUCAUCAGAGACGACGACCGGGACGGGCCAAGCAGCCUUCAAGCCAGCCAUCCAGUCAACCCACCCAUCCAUCCAUCAGCCAAUAGUCUUGGCGACUUGGCUCCAUCAUAAUGGAUUUGAAAACCUCAAGUAUAAGUGAAAUAUCUGAUCCAUAUAUACCCUCAAGCAAAUCAACGGAUCUAAUAAAGCCAAAGGAUGCACUGGAGAAGGAAGCAUCGUCCACAGCACCGAAUAAUGAAGAAUUCAAAGUGUACAAACGCCGCUGGGCCGUUUUAAUAUUGUUUGCAUUUUACUCAGCCUCAAAUUCCAUGCAAUGGAUCCAAUACAGUAUUAUCAACAAUAUUGUCAGUCGAUACUAUGGCGUCAGCGACAAAUGGAUCGAUUGGACAUCCAUGAUAUACAUGAUAUUAUAUAUACCACUGAUAUUUCCCGGCAGUUGGUUUUUAGAUAAAAUGGGAUUACGUAUCACAGCACUGGUGGGGGCAUUUGGCACCUGCAUAGGUGCCUGGGUAAAAGUGUUUUCGGUUAAACCGGAUUUAUUUAUGGUUGGCUUUGCUGGUCAAAGCAUAGUGGCGUUAUCCCAGGUGUGCAUUCUGUCGUUACCUGCCCGUUUAGCUGCCGUUUGGUUUGGUCCCGAUCAGGUCUCUUCGGCCUGCAGUGUUGGUGUUUUUGGUAAUCAGCUGGGCGUUGCUUUGGGUUUUGUGCUGCCUCCUAUGCUGGUGGCAAACAAUGAAGAUCAAGAUAUGGUUGGUCACGAUUUGCAAUGGAUGUUCAAUUAUGUGGCUGGCGUAACAACCGUUCUGGCCAUUUUAAUGGUGCUGUUUUUCCAAGAUAAACCACCCACCCCGCCCUCAGCUGCCCAAAAGGUGGCCUUGCCUGGCUCUAUUGAAGCACAAAAUCAAGUCUCCUUUAAGACUUCGUUAAAGAAUUUAAUGCUGAACCGCAACUAUAUUCUGCUGCUCAUCUCAUAUGGCAUGAAUGUGGGAGUGUUCUAUGCCAUAUCAACGCUAUUGAAUCCGGUGGUGCUCAAAUAUUAUCCCGGCCAUGAAGUGGAUACUGGCCGCAUUGGCCUGGCCAUUGUCUUAUCCGGCAUGUUGGGUUCAGUUGUUUCGGGCAUUGUUUUGGAUAAAUCUCAUAAAUUCAAGGAAACUACACUGGCUGUGUAUGCCUUUUCCAUGGUGGGAAUGUGGGUGUUUGCCUUUACUUUAGAUACCGGAAGUAUUGCUGUCGUUUAUGUUACGGCAUCCUUGUUGGGCUUCUUUAUGACUGGCUAUUUGCCGGUUGGCUUUGAAUUCGGUGCUGAGCUGACCUAUCCCGAACCGGAAGGCACAUCAUCGGGCCUCUUGAAUGCUGCCUCUCAAGUCUUUGGCAUUAUCUUUACAUCGUUGUAUUCAUGGCUGUUGGGUGACUAUGGCGAUAUUACGGCCAAUGUCACCAUGGCGGUGAUGUUGAUAGGCGGCACCAUCAUAACAGCGCUGAUCGGUUCCGAUUUGCGACGUCAAAACGCUCAGGCGUCGGGCAAUACAGGAAAUCCAUAGGAUCGUAUAGAUUUUGUUUAAGUAACACAAAUUUUGUUCUUCCUUUUGGGAGCGUCCAUGCGACGACCGCCAACAAAAAAAAAGGAACAACUAAAACAAAGGCAAAAAAUUUCAUUUCGACGAUUGUGUGAAGCUGCGCUGCUGCUAAUUGGCAUGGGAAAUUAAGGGUAAUUUUUUCAAAAAAAAAAAAAAAGCCGGAACUGGGAAUGCAUUGAAAUUUUUUACUUAUUGUGUUACUUAAACAAAAUCGUAAAUUCGUUAAUUAUUUAUAUGUAAUGUGACUACAAAAAACAAAAACAAAUUUAUGUUAUUUUUUCUUCAAAAUGUAGUUCGAUUUGUAUUUUAUUUUACAUUCCUAUGUUGUUGUUUUUAAUUUAAUGUUAAUUUGUAUAUAUGUGUAAAGAAAUUAUAUAAGUUUUAAAAACAAUUUGAUUUGA
Messenger RNA from Musca domestica (house fly), 2970 nucleotides. RefSeq names its product heme transporter FLVCR2. Gene Ontology annotation, biological process: transmembrane transport; heme export. Gene Ontology annotation, cellular component: membrane. NCBI's taxonomy places the organism in Eukaryota, Metazoa, Arthropoda, Insecta, Diptera, Muscidae. Gene Ontology annotation, molecular function: heme binding; heme transmembrane transporter activity. The record is from RefSeq and is a predicted model, not a curated record. The transcript is spliced from 12 exons. Bases 1106 to 2533 code for a protein of 475 amino acids.